GCUCAGGUUCACGUAUAAGUCGUGGGGUGCGAAGAUAUAAGCUUUCAAAGCCAACCAGCCUAUCUCUUUUUCUCGCCGACUCUCUCCUGUAUAUCUCAGCUUAUCUUUUCGACUGCGUGCUCGCUGAUUCUCUGGCGAAUUUACGUUCAGUAAGUUAUUUGUUGCUAGUCCAGCAUAUCCAACAAUCCUGUUUGUCAGCAGUUAUCAACACCAAGCAUGCAAAUGGGUCAGUUGGAACCCAUUCUGAGCAAAGUGGACUCAUCAGUGCAAGAGAUGCAAAUGGGGCUGAUGGGAUCUGUAUCUAAUGUUCCUGCAGCUCAUCCGCAUUCACUGUCUAACAAGCCAGUGGGAUUAAUGGAUCCCUUUUCCAGCAAUCCUGGGUUUCCUAGGUUUUCAAUGUCAAACGUACAAACAGUUGGUGGAGAAUCGAAGGCAAAUAGUCUGGGCUUCCAACAGUUAAAACCAAAUGGGCAAAUAGGAUUGAUGGAAACCAUGCCAAACAAUGCAGGUUUCCAGCAGUUGUCUGCAUCAAUUAAGCGAAAGGCACCAGUGGAACCUGUUUAUAAUAAUACUGCUUUGCAGCAGUUAUCACUUCCUAACAAACGUAUAGCACAGUUGGAGCAUAGACCUUGGCUGCAGCAAGUAUCUGGACCAAAUAAAAAAUCUGUCCAGAUGCAAUACAUGUCCGCCACUCCUGGAUCACAAACACAAAUUAAGAAAGUGGCAUCCAGUAAAUCUGGUUCACAGCGUUCUGCUAUUCCAAAAAAUCAAAUGGCAGCAGGACAACCAUCUCCAAAGGUUCAAACUGAGUCUUCCGAGUCUGUUAGAUCCAAGAUGAGAGAAUCACUAGCUGGUGCCCUAACAUUGGUUUCUCAGCAGAAAGCCAAAUCUUCAAGUCCAGAGAAGCAUUCUCAGAGUGACAUUGCAAGUGCGUCAGGGCAGAUUGAGAAGACUUCUCACCCAGCUGAAUCUCUCUCCAAUGCUGCUGAUGCUCCUGAUGGUGUAUCUAUAGAGCCUAAAUCGACUUUCCCCUACCAAAGAAACAAGAAUGGUGGAAGUGAGUCUGUUGGGAUUUUGGCUAGUGAGAAUCCUGGUGAUUCUACCCAGGCCCUGCAAUCUGAUGGGCAAGAAUUCCAUUCAAGUUAUGUUUUGCCUGAUGAAGAUGUUUCUUUUAGUAAUGACUUCUUCGUCAGAGAUGAACUUUUACAGGGAAAUGGGCUCUCCUGGGUAUUGGAGUCGGAUAUGCAGGUGGCAGAAAAAAGGGAAAUUCAUACUGCCAAAGAAUUGGAGCACGAUGAACUGGGUAGAGUUCCCAAUGAAGAAGCCAUUCAAACUCCACAAAUGGUGGCAUUUAAAAUUGAAGCAGAACUCUUCAAAUUAUUUGGUGGUGUGAAUAAGAAGUAUAAAGAGAAGGGAAGGUCUCUUUUGUUCAAUUUGAAAGAUCGCAAUAAUCCUGAACUGAGAGAGAGAGUCAUGUCUGGGAAUAUUCCCCCAGAACGGCUAUGUUCUAUGACUGCAGAGGAACUCGCUUCUGAGGAGCUUUCCCAAUGGCGGAUAGCGAAGGCAGAAGAGUUUGCCCAAAUGGUUGUCUUGCCGGAUGCAGAAGUUGAUAUUAGACGUUUGGUGAGGAAAACACACAAGGGUGAAUUUCAAGUAGAACUUGAACAAGAUGAUGGUGUUUCAAUGGAUGUUUCUGUUGGGGCUAGUUCACUCACACGAAGAGAAUCCAAUAUCAAGGAGGCGGAGGUACCUUACCCUUCUAAACAUGAUAGAACCAAGGAUGAAGGGGAUGCUUCCGGUGAAAAGAGUAAUUUAGAUGACCGGGACACCUCAUAUACGCUUACUAUUCCUUCCAGUGAUGGUACUGAUUUAAUGCAGGGGCUAAUGGUUGAUGAUAUGAAGGAUGCAGAUUUUUUACCCCCUAUUGUAUCUCUAGAUGAGUUUAUGGAAUCACUUGACUCAGAGCCACCAUUUGAAAAUUUACCAGUGGGUGAUGGAAAGAAGACCCCCAUUCCAGACAAGGAUGAGUCAGAGCCAAGAUCUGCAUCAAAGUCAUCUGAGCCUACUCCAAAAGAAGAUAUGGCCACAGAUGAACCCGCAAAAUCUGAUGUAACAUACUCAAAAACCGAUGCUGAUCAGAAAUGCAAUGAAGAUGAUGGUGGUGUGAAAUCCAGUGAUGGUCAUGAUGACAUGAAACCAAGUGAUUGUCAGACUGAUGUGAAAUAUAAUGAGAGUAAUACUGGUGCUGAUGUAAAUUCCAGUGUCAGUCAUGCUGAAGUGAAAUCCAGUGAAAGCUAUUCUGAUUGCAGACCCGGUGACAACCGUGCAAAAUCAGAAAUUGUACCUCCUGCUGGUGUAUCAACAGGUGCUCAUGUCUGGGAAGGUUCACUCCAGCUGAGCACGUCAGCUGUGGCCUCUGUUGUUGGCAUCUUCAAAAGUGGUGAAAGAAUAUCUGCAAAAGAGUGGCCCAGUUCACUUGAAAUCAAGGGGAGAGUAAGACUUGAUGCGUUUGAGAAGUUUCUCCAAGAGCUUCCAUUGUCACGCAGUCGUGCUGUCAUGGUGAUGCAUUUUGUUGUUGGAAAUGGGUCUCUUGAGAGCGAGCAAGCGAGUCUUCUUGAGGUGGCAGAUUCAUACGUUUCGGAUGAGAGAGUGGGUUUUGCGGAGCCUGCGCCUGGGGUGGAACUUUACUUUUGUCCGCCACAUAAAUCAACACUUGAAAUCCUCCCAACGGAGCACGUCGAGUCACUUAAUAAAAUCGAUAAUGGCCUAAUUGGUGUUAUUGUUUGGAGAAAGGCCCAGCUAACUUCCAGGAUAUCAAUCAACUCAUCCUCACAUCAGAAACAUAAAAAGCAAAAUGUCACAUCUAGUACGAGACAGCAACAAACGAAUAUGAAUGCCAGUUUCACACCCAAAUCAAACCCCCCUCGAGGCUUAACUCCCACCAAUUUCAAACCCUCACCUGAUGAUGAAGACGACGAUGUUCCUCCUGGGUUUGGCCCCCGUGAUGAAGAUGACCUUCCUGAGUUCAAAUUUUCCGGUGGCUCGGUCCCAUCUUCGCAACACAAUUUUGUCAAAACUAGGGGGCUUGGACCGGCACCAAUUCCUUCACUUUCUCAAACCCCAUCUCGCCCUGUGGAUCAAAUCAGGGAGCUUAUACACAAGUACGGACAACCUCAGGCCGUUGGGUCUUCAGGAAACUGGCAGGACGAUAAACGUUUUGGGGUUGCGGUUCAGCCAUGGAAUGAUGACGAUGACGACAUACCGGAGUGGCAGCCACAAGCCCCUCGGCACCAACUUCCACCCCAACAGUCUAUUUACAGCUUUCAGCAACCAAUCCUGCGGCCACAUUUGGUGAACCAACCACCUUUGGGAUCAACUCCUCAACAGCCAUCGCAUGAGUCAAUGGUGGCGAUGCAGUCUCUGCAACCAUCCAUGAAUGUGACGCAGGUCCCACAAGGAACUUGGUGGGUUCCUACUGUCCAGGGGAGUGGGCAGCAACCAAGUAACUUAGCUUCUCAACCCAAUGUAGGGCAGUUUUACGGGGUGCCCGGUCGAGGUGUUGUGCAGCCAGGCGUGGCCUGGCGACAGAAUGCCCCCCAAAGUGGAGGCGUCUGAUAUUUUUUUCAUUGUAUAGUUAUGUCUCAUUUUCCCAUUUUCAAGUUAUGCGCAGUUCCAUUACGAUAGACGUUUUUCAUGGUGGCUAGCUUCGCAGUUUCUGGAGCAUGCCAAAAACCAAUUUUGCCAUGCUACAGAAAAGGGCAUAAUCAAUCAAGAUAAAGAUGUUAGUUUAGGGGAGCUGCUAGCUUUUAAGCGUUUCAUGGCGUAGGAUGAAUAAUUUUCUAAAUCCUGGAACUCUCAACAUUGCCGAACCCUUCCGGAUCACAAUUGGAACGUUUUGGAUGUUGUAUGGGCGGAGUGGCCCUAUUUGUGUGUACCAUGAUUACUUUUGUACAAUGUUGGCUUCUGGUCAUUAAAUACUGUAGGAUUCUCGUGCGCA
Messenger RNA from Carya illinoinensis, 3997 nucleotides. Its product is annotated as death-inducer obliterator 1-like. The coding region runs from base 217 to 3615 and encodes 1132 amino acids. Gene Ontology annotation, cellular component: nucleus. Lineage: Eukaryota; Viridiplantae; Streptophyta; Magnoliopsida; Fagales; Juglandaceae. The record is from RefSeq and is a predicted model, not a curated record. Gene Ontology annotation, biological process: DNA-templated transcription. The transcript is spliced from 5 exons.